UCCCUCCCGUUUUCCGUAUGACGUGUAAACAGUGCGACAUGUGACAUGAUUCCGCACGAACACAGCGAUGUUAUUGUUAGGAAAAGCAACAAGACGGAUAGUAUGGUGCACCUUCCACUUGGCCGACCUUUGCAAUUCCGACGUGCCACGACUGCCGGCCGGUGUCCUUCUGUUGAACUGAGCCCGGCCUCGGACGCCUGUGAAAUGAUCCCGCCAAGCGUCCGGCGCUGGACGCCCAAGCACGUGGCCGAGUGGCUGAAGGAUGAGGGCUUCUGCGACUACGUGGACCUGCUGUGCCACAAGCACCGGCUGGACGGCAGCAGCCUGCUGGCCCUCAGCGAGUAUGACCUGCGCUCGCCCCCGCUGAAGCUCAAAGUGCUGGGCGACAUCAAGCGCCUCAUGGCGUCCCUCCGCAAGCUCCAGAAGCAGAACUUGGACGCUUUGGAGGAGCUGGGCCUGCCCUUCGACGGCCACUCGCCCACCGGCUCGGGCGACUGGUUAUGCAACGGCGAGCCGGCGCAGGCCUCCGACGGCGCCGACACGGCGCCUGUCGGCGAGGAGUAUCAGAAGUACACUAACGGCAAGUACAAGCUGCAGACCCGGCGGCUGGACCCCGAGUACUGGAAGACGGUGCUGAGCUCCGUCUACGUGGUCUUUGUGUUCGGGUUCACGUCCUUCGUCAUGGUCAUCGUGCACGAGAGGGUCCCCGACAUGGCCACGUACCGGCCCCUCCCUGACAUAUUUCUGGACAGCGUGCCUCGAAUCCCGUGGGCCUUCGCCAUGGCCGAGGCCUGCGGCGUCAUCUUGUGUAUCAUCUGGCUGCUAGUUCUACUGUGGCACAAGCAUAGGUCAAUUCUCCUCCGGCGCAUGUGCAGCCUCAUGGGGACGGUGUUCAUGUUGCGCUGCAUCACCAUGUUCGUCACCUCCCUGUCCGUCCCGGGGCAGCACCUGCAGUGCUCCGGAAAGAUGUACGGCGACACGUGGGCCAAGCUGCGGCGGGCUGUGGCCAUUUGGAGCGGCUUCGGCAUGACGCUGACGGGCGUACACACUUGCGGCGACUACAUGUUCAGCGGCCACACCGUCGUCAUCACCUUGUUCAACUUCUUUGUCACAGAGUACACCCCACGCAGCUGGCACUUCAUCCACACGCUGUCAUGGGUGCUCAACCUGUUUGGCAUCUUCUUCAUCUUGGCGGCGCACGAGCACUACUCCAUCGACGUCUUCAUCGCCUUCUACAUCACCACGCGCCUCUUCCUGUACUACCAUACGCUGGCCAACACACACGCCUACCAGCAGAGCCGCCGGGCACGCAUCUGGUUCCCCAUGUUCUCCUUCUUCGAGUGCAACGUCAACGGGCCCGUGCCCAACGAGUACUGCUGGCCCUUCUCGAAGCCCGCCGUCCUCAAAUCCAUCAUCGGCUAGAGGGGGGCGCCGUCCGUCCGAGGGAUUUUACACAGCCUGCCUUUGACUUCUGGGAUUUGUUUGGUCAAGAUGAGAAUCAGCCAAAGUUGUCUUCAGUGUGAUUCCAAUUGCCAAUGACUUUGCGCUUCGCUAUAUUCAUUUUCCCACUCUUGAUUCUGCACACAGCAUCUGAAAAUGACUACAUCGAAAAUGGAUUCAGAAACAAAUGUCGGAAUUAAUUUCACAGGGUCUUUCAUGUAAAAUGUGUUUAAAGAAAUGGAUGCACAGAAAAUUAUAAAUAUGAGUGUUUUGUGUUCUUGUGUAUAUUUUGAAAUAACUACCUGUUGGUCCAGAUAUUUUGUUCUGAUGGAGCCAUGCGUGUUUCAUGUGCUGCAGAUUUCCCAUUCCUGACAUAAUAUUUCUGCAAGAACAAUGUUAUUUAAGGGAUAUCUCUAAAAUCGAUGUUAACUUAUUCAACUUUUUGUGUUUUUUGUACUCAAGCAGCAACAUGCACACACUCAGACUUAUGUUUACUGUUGCUCAAAAUUGUGUGUUUGUGUGAGUGACAGGCACGAGGCUUUUUUUCUCCUUGUUUUUAAGUUGUACUGAUUGCCUUGUUGGAAUAUUUGUGUAACAAUGUUACAAAAAUAGCCACAGCCAUGGUUUCACAUAAUGUUUGCAAUGUUAAAUAGGACAUAAUGUGGAAAAUUAAUAUUUGCAUAGCAAUGUGAGUCCUGCACACCCAUCACGUGUGAAAUCUAUCAAGUAAAUGUCAUCUGCCUGUG
This is a messenger RNA of Syngnathus acus (greater pipefish), 2186 nucleotides long. Its product is annotated as sphingomyelin synthase-related protein 1-like. The record is from RefSeq and is a predicted model, not a curated record. The coding region runs from base 46 to 1422 and encodes 458 amino acids. Gene Ontology annotation, molecular function: protein binding; ceramide cholinephosphotransferase activity; sphingomyelin synthase activity. NCBI's taxonomy places the organism in Eukaryota, Metazoa, Chordata, Actinopteri, Syngnathiformes, Syngnathidae. Gene Ontology annotation, biological process: ceramide biosynthetic process. Gene Ontology annotation, cellular component: endoplasmic reticulum membrane; Golgi membrane. The transcript is spliced from 6 exons.